AUGGAUAUUGGACAAAUGAAAUGUUCCUCGAACUAUGGAAAGCCUCCAUGGGUAUUCAAAGGCAGUGCGUUGUAUCAAUUCCAUCUUGUCAAAGCAGCAACUGUUCGUGCAUGCAUCCCAAAAGAGUUCAGAUUAGUUGAAGCAUUUGGGUAUACCCUUGGUGGCUUCUUUCUUGCCAACUAUGAUGACAGUCCAGCUGGAGUCUUUGAUGAGCUCGUUGUAAUUGCUGGACUUGUAUGGAGCCCACCAACAUCUUGCGCAUGGGCAGCUAAGGUGCUGGUGAAUAGUGAUGAAGCUUGUGAUCAUGGACGAAAGGAAGUGGGGCUUCCAAGUCACGUUGCGAGGUUUUCUAAGACAAUUACAGCAGUUUCAGGGAAAUCAAAGAGCAAAAAUAUUGGAUUUCUAAAUGCAAUUGGCAUGAAUGCUGUUUUCUGUGAACCAAGAGAUUGUGUGGAUGUUCAAGUGACUGAAAUCAACGAUCCAACUGUAAAAGAUAUCUGUAAUAUCAACCUUACCACUUUUGUGCCUGCAUCAAAUAUUGGCAACUGGAUGGGGCCAGCGAUCAAAAUGUCACUUCCAAGUUUUAGCGGCCGUACAGAAUAUUAUCCCAACCUUCUCAAGUACUCUUGCCAGAUUGAGUGCAGGGUGCGAGCAGUGCAUCCAGCAAAGGUAUCAGGACCACCUUCGAUGCCAAAGAGCGAGGCAGAACAAUCUUCAGAAAUCCAUCACGCGACAGAAGAAUUCGUGGAUAAUGGCAAGAACCUCUGUGUAGCUGUGAUGUCAUCAAAGCCUAUAUUGGCAUUAAAGUUCAGUUGUAUGAAAAUGCAGGUUGAAGCUCCAGUUGUAGUUCCCAACAGCUUUAACAACUCUCUAGCAACCUCUUGA
Prunus armeniaca (apricot) is the source of this 885-nucleotide messenger RNA. Lineage: Eukaryota; Viridiplantae; Streptophyta; Magnoliopsida; Rosales; Rosaceae. The record is from the annotation of a GenBank genome assembly.